AUCAACUACUCUUCUUCCAGGUGCUGGUAGUUUGUUAUACAAAAGAUUUCUUCGGUCUGGGUCUUGAAACGCAAAUGCAAAGUUUAAACCAGGAAACAAGAAGGAAGAAGACAGAGGAGAAAAGCUAAAGAAGAAAGAAAACCCAUAAGAAAAAGAAAAGUCAGAGAAAAAAGGGAAAAACUGCAAUCAUGAACUUGUUCAGAUUGGCGGGGGACAUGACCCACCUCCUCAGUAUAGUUGUCCUCUUUCGUAAGAUCCGCACCACCAAAUCCUGUGCAGGAGUUUCACUUAAAACUCAAGAAAUGUAUGUCAUGGUGUUCCUCACUCGGUACAUUGACUUGUUCACAACGUACUACUCUUUCUACAACAUUUUGAUGAAGUUGUUCUUUAUCGGAACUUCAGUCGCUAUAGUCUGGUACAUGAGAUUUCAUAAAGUGGUGAAGCAAACAUACAACAAAGAUCAAGAUACUUUUAAACAUUACUAUCUUGUUCUUGCAUGCUUUGUGCUAGCGCUUCUGAUUCCACAUAAUUAUACCGUAAUGGAGGUUUUAUGGACAUUCUCAAUAUAUCUGGAGGCUGUAUUAAUCUUACCACAAUUGGUAUUGCUGCAAACCUCAUCCAACAUUGACAACUUAACUGUAAACUAUGUUUUCUUUCUCGGGGCAUAUCGAGCCUUAUAUCUUCUCAAUUGGAUCUAUCGUUUCUUCACUGAGCUCCACAGAAUUCGAUGGAUACCAUGGAUUUCAGGCCUGGUUCAGACUGCUUUAUAUGCUGACUUCUUCUAUUACUAUAUUAAGAGCUGGAGAAAGCAGGAGGAGCUGAGGAUUCCUGCUUGAAAUGGAUGAUUUCUGAUGGUUUAUGAAUUGACUAAAUGAAAAGUAGCCACACGCUGUUGUUGCCCAGGUGUUGGGGAAACGGAAAAUUUCAAUUUCUACUUUUAAGAGCACACUUGUUAUACGUUAUCUUUCACAUAAAGAGGGUACAACAACACUUUUUCCCAUAAUAUUUUUAGUUUUGGGAACUAUUUGUAUCUUGAAUUUUUUUUUCAAUAUAUAAAGGUUUAUUUUGUUGAUACUAGAAUAAA
This is a messenger RNA of Ziziphus jujuba (common jujube), 1084 nucleotides long. RefSeq names its product ER lumen protein-retaining receptor. Gene Ontology annotation, molecular function: ER lumen protein retrieval receptor activity. Gene Ontology annotation, cellular component: endoplasmic reticulum; membrane; cis-Golgi network. The coding region runs from base 189 to 836 and encodes 215 amino acids. The record is from RefSeq and is a predicted model, not a curated record. Lineage: Eukaryota; Viridiplantae; Streptophyta; Magnoliopsida; Rosales; Rhamnaceae. Gene Ontology annotation, biological process: endoplasmic reticulum to Golgi vesicle-mediated transport; protein retention in ER lumen. The transcript has 6 exons.